Salvia splendens (bonfire salvia) is the source of this 1132-nucleotide messenger RNA. RefSeq names its product B3 domain-containing protein REM20. The transcript is spliced from 3 exons. Gene Ontology annotation, molecular function: DNA binding. NCBI's taxonomy places the organism in Eukaryota, Viridiplantae, Streptophyta, Magnoliopsida, Lamiales, Lamiaceae. The record is from RefSeq and is a predicted model, not a curated record. The coding region runs from base 56 to 940 and encodes 294 amino acids.
CCACUAUCCCCACCACUUCUAUUUAAUGCAUUAAAUUGUCUUCUACUUUGAACAUAUGUAUAGUGCCUGUGGAUCAGCCUUCAACAUACUUGCGGUUCGAAUCCAAACACCUACCUUGCAGCAGAUACAACUUCUAAUGGGAGGUGAAGGUUCGAACUCCUUCCCGUGGAUCGAUCCGGACUACCAAAGACUCCCAUCCUUCAUGAAAGUGUUCCACCAAGAGCGUUUCAAGGAUGACAUGCGGCUUCCACCCGAGUUCGUGGCGAUUCACGGCCAUGACCUUCCGUGGGACUGUAGACUCGUCUGGCCGAGUGGAGUACGCUACAUGGUGCGAAUCAUGAAGCUAUCGAAUGGGUUCUUCUUUUCUAUGGGCUGGCGUGAGUUUGUUCGGGCUACUAAUGUCGUACACGGCGAUCUUCUCACCUUCACUCUGGUCGAUGUCGGAAUUUUCAAUGUGAAGAGGUUUGAUAGCGCGACGCAUUGUCCACCACAGGGAGACGUUGACGUUGAUGACGCCCCUGAUGUGGGAGGCAUCUACUCUCCGGACAUCGAAACGUCCGACGAUUACGCGCCAUCGGACAGUGAAUCUGACACAACCGUGGAUGAGGAGUACGCGGACGAUAGCAGGGCACUAAGCAUCGAUGAAUUGCCUACAUUCGUCAUUUCACUAACCCAGGCGAACAUUGAUCGCAGCAUUGAGAUCCCGUAUGGCUUCUGGCAACGCCAUAUCCCAAUGGGGGCUAUUGAAGCGGGCGUGUCUAUGGUGACCGAACGAGGGAUGUGGCGAUGUACCCUGAAACACAACUCGAAGAAGAUAUGGGUGAAGCAUGGGUGGACUCGUUUCAAACACAAGCACAAUCUGGUGGAAGGGGUGCGUUGCCAUUUCAAGCUCGUUGAUGCUUUGGUUGUCCAAUUUUACGUGUGGUUUGAUCGUCCUUAGGUCUCGUUUGAAGCUGGUAUGGUAGCUAUAUGCAGUGUUAGUUAGGUUAACUUUAUCAUAUUGUAGUGGAUACUUGCGGUGUGUACGCUCACAUGAUCCUCGCAAAAUUUUCUGAUGGAAUUGCUUUCAUGCUUGAUCAUUGGGUGUAAUGUAUGGUACUGUGGUUCAGUGUAAUGCAAGUAUGUUGCGUAA